ACACACACGGAAGCAAGCAAGAAAAUAUACAGCACACAACAAACAACUCCAUUUUUUCCCACGGUCUCCGAUCUCCUAAACCACCCGCCCUUCGUCAGGAGAGAAAUGCUGCCUACUGAGCCUCGCCGUGGCCCCAGGAGGUCCUGCCUCGCCCCAGGAAGGCUCUUCAGAGGUGUGUUUCGUCCCCGUAGACCCUUCAGGAGCCACGGGAGAGGACCUGGCGCGGGGGAGGCCGGUUGAAGCCCCUUUGACCUGGGAUGACGUGUAUGCGCCUCCAGAGACCGUGGUGAGCGGUGCCAUCUGCGAGACUCCGGAGUAUGACUGCUACUGCUCCACCUUUCAGCUCACGCCCGUCUUCAAGGUGGACCUCGGAACCUCCAAGACCGUCGGACGCGUGGUGGUCAGGGUAUCGACAACAUACCCAGCAAAUUUCGACGACGUCUACAUCUACGUGGGUGACUCUGGCACCGACGAAGACGCCCAUUUCCACACCUACAGCGGCAGCGCGGUGGGCGGCGAAGUCCUCACGUUCAAGGGCGGAAAAGACGCUCCAGGGCAGAUUCGUCACGAUGUACAUGAGGAAAACGCUCUCCGCCUCGCUCUGUCUGUGCCUCAUGCAGGUCUAUGCCUUCUAG
Molecule: messenger RNA, 635 nt
Organism: Penaeus monodon (black tiger shrimp)
Lineage: Eukaryota; Metazoa; Arthropoda; Malacostraca; Decapoda; Penaeidae
Exons: 3
Coding region: 318-635 (105 amino acids)
Source: RefSeq, a predicted model, not a curated record